GCUCGAGGCCGGAGAGUUGAUUCUUCUCCCGUAUCUACGUUUAGUUACUUGGGUUUUACUUAUCAUGGCUCUUUGUAGUUGGCUUUACCUGCCUCUAUGGAUGUGUGCUACCCUCGCAGCUCCGUUAAAUAGUUUACGGGGUUACAUCUCUCCUCCCUCCGUCACCAUAAAGAAUGGAACACUUGAGGGCAUCCAUUCUGGAGAAUAUGGCCAGGACUUCUUCCUCGGAAUUCCCUUUGCUCAGCCACCUGUCGGUUCUCUUCGUUUCCGCGUCCCACAACCGAUCAACACUUCGUGGACAUCCACCUACUCUGCAAAGCAGUAUUCAGCAGCAUGCAUCGGGUACGGAAGCGAUGAAUGGCCGUAUUCUUCACUCUCUGAGGACUGUUUAUAUUUGAACGUCAUUCGCCCUUCCGGCUAUGAGGACCAAAAGCUCCCCGUAGCAUACUGGAUUCAUGGUGGAGGUUUGACCGAGGGCAGUUCCAUUGACCAGCGGUACAAUAUGAGUUUCAUCGUGAAAAAGAGUGUGGAGAUUGGGAAACCGAUUAUUGGGGUGAGUGUGAAUUAUCGAUUAAGCAUGUGGGGAUUUAUUACAGGGGAUGAGGUGGUGAAGACCGGGAACACGAAUUUGGGCUUUAGGGAUCAGAGAUUGGGGAUGCAUUGGAUUCGGGAGAAUAUUGAAGCCUUUGGAGGAGACCCAAAACAGGUUACCAUCUUUGGUGAGUCCGCGGGAGGCCUUUCUGUUGGCAUGCACCUCACCGCGUACGGUGGGCGCGAUGACGAACUCUUCCGUGGUGCCAUCAUGCAAAGCGGGAAUCCUAUCAACUAUGGCACCUUUGAGUACAACCGCGACAACUUCCUAAACACCUCAACCCAGCUCGGUUGCGGGAAGGCUACAUCCAAGCUAGACUGUCUCCGCGCCAUUCCCUUCGACACUCUGAAUAACUGGAUUAAUAGCACAGCAGGGAUGAAUUUGAGAUGGUCUCCAAUUAUCGACGGAGAUUUGAUCCAAAGAAAGACCAGUGUGCAGUUACAGAGCGGGGACUUCGUCCACGUCCCCAUUAUCGACGGAGCGAACAGCGACGAAGGCACCGCAUUCGGACCCGCUGGCGUAAACACAACGCAGGAUUUUACGAAGUUGCUCGAGAACGCGCCACAGCCCGUUACCCUGACCUCCUCCCAAGCGACCAAAGCCCUAUUAGCGUAUCCCACAAACAUCACCGACGGCGCCGUUCCUACAAACGAACCCCCAUCCUUUGUCUCGCCAAAGGGUGCUAUGAGCAGGAGAUCCGACGCCUACUACGGCGACGUUACCAUGAUCGCACCCCGACGCAAGACUUGCCAGACUUGGGCUUCUUUCUCCAUCCCAGCAUACUGCUACCGAUUCAACACCAUUCCACACGGCAUACCCACAUACAUUGGCGCCACCCACUUCCAAGAAGUUGCGUUUGUAUUCGACAACACCAUGGGCCUAGGUUACGGCUACCCCGGCGUGAGCGAGAAUCCAUUUGAAGGGAAACCUCAAAGCUACUUGGACCUGGCAGCCACCAUGAGCGCCGCUUGGGUCAGUUUCGUACAUGAUGGAGCGCCUGGAGUGUAUUGGCCUAAGUAUGAGGGGGAGGUAGGACGGAAUUGGGUGUUUGAUGCUAAUGUAGCGGGGUUGGGGUAUGCUGAGAUGGAUGACUGGAGAAAAGAGGGGAUUGAUUUAAUUAACACUUGGAAUGAGGAGGUUUUCAUGCGGUAGGUUGGAUCGCUGGUAUCUAUGGACAUGCUAUCGUAAAGUGGAGUGUUUGGGACUAUUUAGGAAGGAGAAUCCUUUAGGCAUGUUGCUUGAUAUUCG
Molecule: messenger RNA, 1840 nt
Organism: Lindgomyces ingoldianus
Lineage: Eukaryota; Fungi; Ascomycota; Dothideomycetes; Pleosporales; Lindgomycetaceae
Product: cholinesterase
Exons: 2
Coding region: 65-1744 (559 amino acids)
Molecular function (GO): carboxylic ester hydrolase activity
Source: RefSeq, a predicted model, not a curated record